AUGGGUUUAAUACAGCACAGAACUAGACAAAGCAUGCUGGGUGCCUUGCUGCUAAGUGCAUUUAAUCUUGAUAUUGGUCUAGAUGGCCUUCUUAUUCUCGCCGGCCAGCAUCUGACACGGCCUCCUCCGCCAGCUUUGCCAGGCGUUCCUGAGGAUCCUGUCCAGACACCUCAGCAUGUGAUCCUGACGCUUUCUGGCACUGUGCGCACCGUGCAUUCCGAAGCCGCCGCUCAGAGCCCGACAACGCGGUCCACGUCGAAAGCGCACGGAACUACCACGAUGAAAUUACACCGUCAUCCUAGUUUCUGCCGCAGCACCGAGAUAGAGAGAAUCAAGCCAUUACAACCUUCCAUCAAGUCCCCAUAUUAUGGCCCAGGGUGCUUUUUUGAAGACGAACAUGCGCUUCAAACCCCUCAGAAAGGCUUCAUCAUUUCAAAUCACGCCAUUGUGGCUAUGCGUGAGGUGGUUAGGGAGAUGGGAUACUCAAUCCCUUGUGACGCCUGUAAAGGUGUCAACAAAACGGUUUUGACGAGCUGCUUGCUUGUUGACCUUUACGAGCUUGCACUCGAGACACGGCCAGAUUUUCGAAAUUACAAGUGCUCCAACGCAUACCAGCAGAUCUGGGGGACUAUGGAAAAGGCUGUCAACAAUGUUGAGAAAACCCGCUGCGCUGGCGAGCAGGCACGGAAGAAGGUCACAACUGCAUGGGGCCGGGAGACGAAGAGCUUCGUAUCACACCAGAUGCAAUUGCAACACUCCGCAUUGCAGGAGAAGAAGCAAUCUCUAGUAUUUUUGCGUCACGCCGGCUGA
Molecule: messenger RNA, 810 nt
Organism: Rasamsonia emersonii CBS 393.64
Lineage: Eukaryota; Fungi; Ascomycota; Eurotiomycetes; Eurotiales; Trichocomaceae
Exons: 6
Coding region: 1-810 (269 amino acids)
Source: RefSeq, a predicted model, not a curated record